Rhea pennata is the source of this 967-nucleotide messenger RNA. It is a transcript of the gene SNAPIN, whose product is annotated as SNAP associated protein. Gene Ontology annotation, cellular component: BORC complex; BLOC-1 complex; synaptic vesicle. The transcript has 4 exons. The record is from RefSeq and is a predicted model, not a curated record. Gene Ontology annotation, biological process: lysosome organization; regulation of synaptic vesicle exocytosis; intracellular protein transport. Bases 148 to 591 code for a protein of 147 amino acids. Gene Ontology annotation, molecular function: SNARE binding. Lineage: Eukaryota; Metazoa; Chordata; Aves; Rheiformes; Rheidae.
GGACUCCCUUUCCCGGCAGCCCCCGCGGCGGCCCCAGUUUCCCGGCGGCCCUCGCGGCAGCGUUGGGCGGACUCCCUUUCCCGGCAGCCCGCGCGGCGGCGGGCGGAAGCGGUGCCAUUUCCCGACGCGCCGCGCGGUGGCGCCAAGAUGGCGGCGGCAGCGGGGGGCGCGGGGCCGGCGACGGCGCGGGAGCUCUUCGCCGAGGGGCUGCUGCAGUUCCUGCGGCCCGCGGUGCGGCAGCUCGACGGGCACGUCCACGCCGUCAGGUCCGGGCGCCGAGCGGCCUCGGGGACGGGCAGGGGGCCCGGUGGGAGCCUGAGGGAGAGCCAGGUGGAGCUGCGGGAGCACAUCGACAGCCUGGCCAUAGAGCUGUGCCGCAUCAACGAGGACCAGAAGGUCGCCCUUGACCUCGACCCCUACGUGAAGAAGCUGCUGAACGCCCGGCGCAGGGUGGUGCUGGUCAACAACAUCCUGCAGAACGCCCAGGAACGGCUGCGGAGACUCAACCACAGCGUGGCCAAGGAGACCAUGCGGAGAAGGGCGCUGUUGGAGGCGGCGGGCGGCUACCCCCAGGGCCUGCCUGGCAAGUGAGGCCCCUGCAGCAGCGCCAGGCUGGUUCUGCCUGCACGACCUCCUCGGGACACGGCUGUGCCAACGGUCCUGAGAGUUACGCCCUCCCCAGGUUGGCUGGGAGCUGGGUCGGAGCAGGAGCUGCCCUGGCCGGUGGCAGGCACAACCCAGCACCUGCUUUAGGACAGUGAACAGACUGAGCCACCACUGAGCAGAGCAGAUUCCUGUUCGUAGCAAUGCUUUUCUUAGCGUCCGCAGCACUGCAGCAGGGGGGAAGUCCUAUAAAGCGAAAGCUGCAGCUUUUCGACUACAGUAUAACAAACUGGAGGCAACUUCCUGUAUUGUAUUUUGAGGCUUGUGGGCACUGUAAUAAAAGUGACUGCAUAUUGCUUACAAA